GCUGGUUUGGGACUGUGCCGGCCGGGAUCGGAGGGAUGUGGUGGCAGUCAACGGCCCUCCGUCGACUGGCCCCGUCCGCUAACGCCGCUCCCAUCACCGAGAGCCGAGGCAUCCAGCCAUCGCCUCCCUCGCUCUCUCCCCUGCUCCUCCAUCUCACCCUUCCCCUGCCCGUCUUUCAGGUCUCGUUGGCGCUCCCAGAGCCUCACGCCGUCCACACCGACUGUACCAAGCUCGCGCUAGCAUUCGUCCGGUUCCCACGAAAUUGUCGUCGUCUCUUCCCUCAGCUGCCAGCUUCUUCACUCGCACGAACACACAUCGUGCCCCCACCGCGUCUAACUACUCUAUCCUUGUUGAAGCAUCCAAACCAUGUCCCAGUCACCCCAAGGUGAUAUUCAAGAGCGUAUCGCCGCUGCGCGGCGUGAGGCAGAGAGCCUCAAGGAGAAAAUCCGCGCCAAGAGGGAGUCUUCCGCCGACACUUCAUUGAAGGCAAUGGCUGCCAAUGAGGUUGACCAACUCCCCCGCGUCGUCAUGCGCCCGCGUCGCGCCCUCCGUGGUCACCUUGCUAAGAUUUACGCCAUGCAUUGGGCCACCGACAGGCGACACCUCGUUUCGGCGUCACAAGACGGAAAGCUCAUUGUCUGGGAUGCUUACACCACCAACAAGGUCCAUGCUAUCCCCCUCCGUUCUAGUUGGGUCAUGACUUGCGCCUACUCUCCCUCCGGCAGCUACGUCGCCUGCGGUGGUCUUGACAACAUCUGCUCCAUCUACAACCUCCACUCGAAGGAGGGCAACAAUGUGAAGGGCGCUCGUGAGCUCAGCGCUCACUCUGGUUACCUGAGCUGCUGCCGUUUCCUCAACGACCGUCAAAUCGUCACUUCAUCCGGUGACAUGACUUGUAUGUUGUGGGACAUUGAGGCCGGUGUUCGUGUUGUCGAGUUUAGUGAUCACACUGGCGACGUGAUGAGCCUGUCUCUCGGUCCCAGCCAGAAUGUCUUCGUGUCCGGUGCCUGCGAUGCUACCGCGAAGCUGUGGGAUAUCCGCAGCGGCAAGGCUACGCAAACUUUUACUGGUCACGAAUCCGACAUCAACGCAGUUAGUUUCUUCCCUAACGGAGAUGCCUUUGCCACCGGUUCUGAUGACGCGUCGUGCCGCCUCUUCGACAUUCGUGCCGACCGUGAGCUGAACGCCUUCACUCACGACAACAUUCUCUGCGGUAUCACGUCCGUCGCGUUCUCGAUCUCUGGCCGCAUCCUCUUUGGUGGCUAUGAUGACUGGACGUGCAAUGUCUGGGACACCCUCAAGGGCGAGCGCGUUGGUGUUUUGACAGGGCACGAGAACCGCGUCAGCUGCCUCGGAGUCAGCUCCGACGGCAUGGCCCUGUGCACGGGCAGUUGGGACAGCACGCUUAGGGUUUGGGCAUAAAUCGUCCGCGACCGAUGGAGGUUCGGACUCGUCACAUACCCUCCCUUUUGCCGGAAUGUAAACUCGGAAUGGGUUCAUUAUCAAUUUCUUUAUCGAGGUCUUGGCCUUCUUCAUAUAUGGUAGCCCUUUUCUACCCUUACUCGCGCCGAAUUGGCUGCCGUCGAGUCUGUCUUUACGCGUUACCCUCGAACACUCGUUACACAUCAGACCCCAGGUGGCAUACCUCUCGUGAAUAUUCCAUCUUGCCCUCGUCUUCCUCCACCUCGUCUCCGUUCCAUAUGUUCCUGUUGCUCUUUCUCAGUUGUGCGUUACUUCUAUGUCCCUGCGUUCAUUCUGGUUUACAUAACUGGCAGUACACUACCUAUGCCGUUCAUUCAGCCUUCCUUGUCUACUGGAGCUGUCCGCAUGCUCCGCCAUACUUCACGAAUUGAAGGUAACGCCGUAAGGAUUCAGACAGGUGUCUGUUAUCAUUGAGAUCUCUACGGUACAACUUGAUGUGUGUGGCGGUAUUGGAAUAUAUUGAUAUUAGACGUGUGCGUCUCCGCAGC
Dichomitus squalens LYAD-421 SS1 is the source of this 1970-nucleotide messenger RNA. RefSeq names its product guanine nucleotide binding protein beta subunit 2. The coding region runs from base 367 to 1422 and encodes 351 amino acids. Lineage: Eukaryota; Fungi; Basidiomycota; Agaricomycetes; Polyporales; Polyporaceae. Gene Ontology annotation, molecular function: protein binding; signaling receptor complex adaptor activity. The transcript has 6 exons. Gene Ontology annotation, cellular component: heterotrimeric G-protein complex; cytoplasm. The record is from RefSeq and is a predicted model, not a curated record. Gene Ontology annotation, biological process: G protein-coupled receptor signaling pathway.